UGCAAAAUAUACCCUGACCUCGGAUCUAACUCGGUGUCAAGACCCGACUUGAUGACACCAUGAGGCUAUUUCAAUACCCACCAUCACCUGGUCUGAAACCCGAUGGGCCUUGACCCGACCGAUCUCUUGCCACCCUUAGCUAUUCACCCAAUUUCCAACAUCCGACCUUUGCCUUCAGUUCCCGCCCAGAGCCCCCAAACCGCUCCUCUUCGCCGCCGCCUGCCCUUCCGCAUGGACGCCGCAGACGGGAGACGCGCCGUCUCGCCGCUGGACGCCGUGGCCGCCGCCUUCCAGUCCCGUGUCACCGAGCUGCAGGACCUCGUUCUCGCCCGCAACAUGUUCCCGGCGACGGCGUUGGCUGACCUCGCUUCCGUUGACGCGUCGGUGACGGCGAUGGAGUCACAGGUGCAGGCCAUCCGCCGCUGCCUCCAGGAGGAGCUUGACGCCAUCCCCAAGGCCAAGAAGCUAGUUGAGCGGUCCUUGAAGCAGCAGGAGAAGCUCCAGCGCAUGCUUGCAAACUUACCUUCUGGGAUGCGGGAGGAUGUCUUUGCUACCCCUCUGGAAAAGAACUCAUCAAAGAUGCCGUCUGAGUGCUUCACUUUCAACUCAGCUGUUACAAAAGUUAUUGAUCAUGAUUUAAAGAGUAAGGAGGAGCUGGUUGCAGCUCCCAAGAAAGGAAGAGAACCCGCACCUCGUUUGUACAUCUCGGCUGAGGAGCUUGAGUCAUUGUCAUCCUACAUGAGGGGGAGACUGACUAUGGAAAAGGUUAACAUUGCAAUAAAUGAGGUAGCUAGUUAUGCAGAUGCCAAUGCUCAUCUUGUUGCAUGCCCUAAGAAAAAGUUGUCAGAAGAUACAUGGGAAAAAGCUUUGGAACUGAGGGACAUUGCUGCAACCGAGGCAGUAAAAGGGAAGCAUUUCUUCCUGGAAGCUGACAUAAAGGGCCCUGGUCUAAAACUUGACAAUACUGGCAAAGCUAUUCUUACUGUCCUCCGUCAUCUUGGUCGCAUCCAUGAAACUCGGAUCGGGCACCAUCGGGUCUUCAUACUCUCGAAGCAGACCUGAAGAUCCCCACAUCAGAUUAGAUGCGGCGUACAUUUCCCAGAGCACAUCCUCGUUAGCAGAGCACUCGUGUGCACGUGGGCGUUACACAGAUGCCUGGAUCAAUGUGAUGUUUCCUAGAUUAUGUGGGACAGAUUCCUGGAGCAGUGUGAUGUUUCCUAGAUUAUGUGCAAUCAUGUGCAGAGUGUUGCAGGUUGGCAGAGCAUCAGGUCCCUGAUUGCCUUGUAGCUGCCUUCCAUGGGCUCCUUAUAAUCUUCUCUUGCAAGCGAGGAUUGAGCACUAUCCAAGUUUUAUAGCAGCAGAAGAAACGGGUUGCCUGUUUGUUAGAAGAAAAGUGGAGAGAAUGAGAGCAAAAGUUUUUAUUUUUUAUUUUUUUCGUGUGCUCAUUUGGCAGGCUGCUUCCUUCAGCUGUUAAUUGACUUUGGGACCAGGCUAAUGCACGAACGUGCAUGCUAA
Messenger RNA from Phragmites australis (common reed), 1515 nucleotides. RefSeq names its product spindle and kinetochore-associated protein 1 homolog. Gene Ontology annotation, molecular function: microtubule binding. The transcript has 9 exons. Gene Ontology annotation, cellular component: mitotic spindle; spindle microtubule; outer kinetochore. The record is from RefSeq and is a predicted model, not a curated record. The coding region runs from base 103 to 1062 and encodes 319 amino acids. Gene Ontology annotation, biological process: cell division; chromosome segregation; mitotic cell cycle. NCBI's taxonomy places the organism in Eukaryota, Viridiplantae, Streptophyta, Magnoliopsida, Poales, Poaceae.